Molecule: messenger RNA, 1803 nt
Organism: Perognathus longimembris pacificus (Pacific pocket mouse)
Lineage: Eukaryota; Metazoa; Chordata; Mammalia; Rodentia; Heteromyidae
Product: L-amino-acid oxidase-like
Exons: 7
Coding region: 223-1803 (526 amino acids)
Biological process (GO): amino acid catabolic process
Molecular function (GO): polyamine oxidase activity; L-amino-acid oxidase activity
Source: RefSeq, a predicted model, not a curated record
CUGGAAAUCAGGACUAAGACCAGGAAGCCAGGCUGCCUGGAGAGCAGAGCCUUGGGGUUGUGACAAGGAGCACGGUGCAUCAUGGAGUCCUGACAAAGGAUCAUGGUGCAUCAUCUUUAUCCAGGAUUUUGACCUCCACCCACUCUCCUAGAUACGGACAACUUGGCUCAAGGCCUGGCCUUGUGGACAUGGGCACCCCAGGCCCCAACCAGGCCCCCAGCUAUGUUCCCAGGCUGGCUGAUUCUCACCCUCCUGUCUGUGCUGAGUCUGGGGACCCAGGCCUUCAACAGUCAACUUGUCAAAUGCUUUGAGGAUCCCCAGUAUGAAGAGCUACUGCAGCUGGCUCAACGUGGACUGGGGCAGACAGCUGAAAGGAAACGGAUAGUAGUGAUUGGGGCAGGCAUGGCUGGGCUCACCGCUGCCAAGAUUCUGCAGGAUGCUGGCCACCAGGUGACAGUCCUGGAAGCUUCAGGACGUGUAGGAGGCAGAAUAGAGACCCACAGAGUUCCCGGAGCCCAGUGGUACAUUGAGCUGGGAGCCAUGAGGAUCCCUGUGAACCACAGACUCUCUCGUGAAUUUGUCAACAAGUUUGGAUUGACUCUCAAGGAGUUCUGCCCCUGUAACAAUCAGACCUGGGUCCUGAUGAACAGAGUGCGUCAGCGUGCAGGGGCUGUGCAGGCUGACCCCAGCAUUCUGGGCUACCCUGUCAGAGAAGAUGAGGUGGGGAAGACAGCAGAACAGCUCUUUGACGAAUCACUGAGGAAGGUGGUGGAGGAGCUGAAGAGCAGCAGCUGCAGCCAGGUGCUGGAGAAGUAUGACUCCUUCUCCACCAAGGAAUUCCUGAUCAAGGUGGGGAACCUGAGCCGUGGGGCAGUGCAGAUGAUUGGCCACCUGCUGAAUGCAGACUCUGGCUACUACGAGGCCUUCACAGAAACUCUGCGUGGUAUCAUCUCCUUCUUCCAGGAGCCUAGGUUUGACGAGAUCGUCGGGGGCUUUGACCAGCUGCCCCAGGCCCUGCACAGCUCCCUGCAACCAGGGACGGUGAGGCUCCACUCGCCCGCGGAGGCCGUGGAGACGGCCGGCCAGCACAUCUACGUCACCCACGGGACCCCGGACCCCCUGCGGCCCCGGGCGCGCCUGGCGGCGGACUUCCUGGUGGUGUCGAGCACAGCCAAGGCGGCCCGGCUGCUGCGCUUCCAGCCGCCGCUGUCACUGCGCAAGGAGGACGCGCUGCGCUCCGUGCACUACAACAGCGCCAGCAAGAUCAUCCUGGCCUGCGCACGCCGCUUCUGGGAGUGGGACGGCAUCUUCAGCGGCAAGUCCAGCACCGACCGGCCUUCCCGCUUCGUCUACUACCCCGGCCAGGUAUUCCCCGACGGCACCGGUGUCAUCCUGGCCUCCUACACCCUGGACGACGACUCUGCCUUCUUCGCUGCCAUGGACCACCGACGGGUGGUGGACGUGGUCUUCGACGACCUCGCGGCCAUCCACGACCGCCCCAUCGAGGAGCUGCGGGCCCUGUGCCCCUACUCCAUGGUCAAGCACUGGGGCCAGGACCCUUACGCCAUGGGUGGCUUCGCCUUUUUCACCCCCUAUCAGUACGUGGACUACGCGCAGGAGCUGAGCCGGCCCGAGGGGCGCGUCUACUUCGCUGGGGAGCACACGGCACUGCCGCACGGCUGGAUCGACACCGCCAUCAAGUCCGGGCUCCAGGCAGCAAGGCUCAUCCAAGAGGCGGUGGACCUGGCGGCGCCCAGAGACUGUGAGGACAGGAAGGAGCCCCGCUCCAAAGCCGAGCUGUAG